Messenger RNA from Labrus bergylta (ballan wrasse), 7028 nucleotides. RefSeq names its product pleckstrin homology domain containing, family A member 5 (gene plekha5). Gene Ontology annotation, molecular function: phosphatidylinositol-4-phosphate binding; phosphatidylinositol-5-phosphate binding; protein binding. The record is from RefSeq and is a predicted model, not a curated record. Lineage: Eukaryota; Metazoa; Chordata; Actinopteri; Labriformes; Labridae. Gene Ontology annotation, cellular component: cytosol.
CCCUGUGUGUAGUAACCAGAGCAGAGUAGCUCUCAGCUAGACAUGGCGGCGGACCCGAAGCCGGACUGGCUCUCCUGCCUUCCCUCUUCUUGGAGUUAUGGGGUGACGCGGGAUGGACGCAUAUUCUUCAUCAACGAAGAAGCAAAGAGUACAACCUGGCUGCAUCCUGUUACUGGAGAGGCUGUGAUCACGGGCCACAGAAAAACUCCAGAUUUACCAACAGGAUGGGAGGAAGGAUACACAUUCGAGGGAGCUCGCUGCUUCAUCAACCACAAUGAGCGGAAGGUGACCUGUAAGCACCCGGUGUCAGGCGUCCCCUCCCAAGACAACUGCAUCUUUGUCGUAAAUGAACACAUGAGUUGUGGAAAGCUUGUCCACCCUGACAAGCCCACAGAGGCUCUCGACAGGCCGGCUCCGAAGGCGUCGUCAGAGCAGGGCAGCAGCAGUGACAAGAAGGAACGUCCCAUGAGCACCAUGAGCGAAGCAUCAAACUACACAGGUGGCUCCGACUACAGCACCUUCCCCGGCAGCCCCACCACCGCCGUCACCACGGGAACCACCACCACCACCUGCACGUCAUCUACACGGCCCUCCAGGUCUUCCAAAAAAAUCCACAACUUUGGAAAGAGGUCCAACUCCAUCAAGAGGAACCCCAAUGCUCCGGUGGUGAAGAGCAACUGGCUUUACAAACAGGACAGCACAGGCAUGAAGCUGUGGAAGAAGAGGUGGUUUGUUCUCUGUGACAUGUGCCUCUUCUACUACAGAGAUGACAAGGAGGACAGCAUCCUGGGAAGCAUCCUGCUGCCUAGUUUCCACAUCUCCAUGUUGUCAGUGGACGACCACAUCAGCAGGAAGUACGCUUUCAAGGCCACUCACCCCAACAUGCGGACAUACUACUUCUGUACUGACACAGCCAAAGAGAUGGAGUCGUGGAUGAAAGUCAUGACGGAUGCUGCUCUCGUGCACAGUGAGCCGGUCAGGAGAAUGGACAAGUUGAAAGUGGACCAGCGGACGCCUCAGGAGUUGAACAACCUACUGAACCACAGAGUCCUGACCCGGCCCGAGAUCCAGAACAACGAACGCAACCGCGAGCCCCUGCGACAACACUCGCUGUCUCGAGUGGACGACAAACGGAAGAAAGAGGAAAAACACAACAGCCAGAGGGAGCGAGAGUACUACACCUUGCAGAGAGACGGGGAGAGGUACUCGCUAAAGAAAGACGGUGUAAGCUACAUGCUCCAGAAGGACGGAGAGAGGUAUCUCCUCCACAAGGAUGGAGAGAAGUAUCUGCUGCGGAAAGAUGGAGAGAAGACCUAUCUGCAUAAAGACGGGGAGGUGUGCGCCAUUCACAGGGAGCUGGAGAAGUACGCUGUGCAGAAAGUGGAUGAAAAGUACACAGUGACGCCGACAGACGAGAGAUACGCUCCGUCUAAAGAUGGAGAGAAGUACCUGCUCACUAAGGAUGGAGAAAAAUAUGCACUGCAGAAAGUAGGAGACAGGCACAUGCUCCAGAAGGACUUACAGAAACCUGCUCCUCAUAAGGAGGUGAGGAGACAGCUGUCGUUAAAGGAGACGGAGAGGUAUGGUACGAUGAAGGCCGACAGUAAAUAUGGAACCUUACAGGUAAUGGAUAAAUACGGCACUGUGAGGGAGGUGAAGAAGUACGCAACGCUACGAGAAGGAGAUAAGUACUCAAUGCUCAGAGACGCAGAGAAGUAUGCUACAGUCCGGGCAGGAGAUAAAUACGGCUUCCAGAGGGAUCCGAGUGCAGAGCGGACUCUGACCAAAAUCAGCAGCAUCAAGCUGCAGCCGGCUCAGGCCGCCGCCAUCGCAGCCGCCGUCUCUGCAUCCCGCCAGGCCAGCCUCAACACCCACAAACCUGUGCAGGUAAACGGCUCGGGUUCUGCGCAGGGGGAGCUGAUGGGAGACUGCAGUCCAGCUGAGGUGGAUGCCAGCCAAACUGGGGGUCCAGUGAAGUCCCCUGUUCCAGUCCAGGAGCCGGGAACAGGUCUGUCCAGGACCAACUCCAUGCAGCAACUGGAGCACUGGGUCCGCACGCAGAGGACGAGAGGAGUGGACGACGACGCCAGGAGUGUGACGUCCUACCAGACCUUACCCAGGAACAUGCCGAGCCACCGUAAUCAAAUCGUGCCCCGCUACCCCGAGGGUUACCGCACGCUGCCCCGCAACAGUAUAAUGAGGCCCGACAGCAUCUGCAGCGUGGCUGGGUCCAUGUACGACCGAGCUCUCCGUCCCGCCUCCACCAGCACCGUCAUGUCCACGGCGGAGAAGAGGAGGUCGAUGAGGGACGACACCAUGUGGCAGCUGUACGAGUGGCAGCAGAGGCAGGCCUUCUCCAGGCAUAGUCUGGCUCAGCCAACAGCUGUCAGCCAUUAUGGCACUCUGCCCAGCACAAAGACCAUGGGCAACAUCUCCGAACACGCCGUGGCACACUCCAUCCCCACCUCUCCGUCUCACGGCUCCCUGGCUCUCUACAGCACCUUCUCCCCUCCUCGCCAGCAGGUCGCUCACAACCCCAGCACCACCCCCCACUCGGAGGUGUCCUCACCCGUCUUCAUGGGGGACGUGACGCUGGACCCCCGGCACAGAGCACAGCUCACAAAGUACGGCUUCCAAGCGGACCGACGAUCCAUUGCGGGCAGCGUCCCCGCCCCUGCCCCCGCUCAGACCAUCACUGCCCAGUCUCUGCAAGGCAAGACGCCGGAGGAGCUGACCCUGAUGCUGAUCAAGCUCCGCCGGCAGCAGGCGGAGCUCAACAGCCUGCGGGAACACACAGUAGCUCAGCUAAUGGCCCUCGGUUUGGAGGGGCCCAACCCUAAGACUGAUGUUCUUUCACAUCACCUCCAGAGGAACCUCAUUUACCUGGAGAGCCAGACGAAGGAGAGUGAGCCUCUAAUCUUCAUGAUUCACACUAUGAUCGAGAACUCGGCACCCAGGCCGCAACUCUACCAGCAAAUCAGCCCAGACGACUACAAGGACGGCUCCUUCGCCCAGCGCACAGAGGAGGCCGACAUAGACACUAAGCUGAGCAGACUGUGCGAGCAGGACAAGGCGGUAAGGAUGCAGGAGGAGAAGCUGCAGCAGCUCCACAGAGAGAAGCACACUCUGGAGACGGCGCUGCUGUCGGCCAGUCAGGAGCUGAGCGAGCAGAGCGGCGCGGACGCUGCAGCCAUGCAGAGUCUGGUCCAGCAGAGAGACGUGCUGCAGAACGGUCUGCUCAGCACCUGCAGGGAGAUCACCAGAGUCAGCACUGAGUUGGAGCGCUCCUGGAGGGAGUACGACAGGUUGGGCGCAGACGUCACGCUGGCUAAAUCCAACCUGCUGGAGCAGCUGGAGGCCCUGGGCAGCCCACAGACGGAGCCUCCGAGCCAGCGGCACAUCCAGAUCCAGAAGGAGCUGUGGAGGAUCCAGGACGUGAUGGAGGCUCUGGCCAAAAACAAACCACAGCGCAGCACAGACAGCGGUUUUCCUGGUUCCAAGCCGCUCUCCAGCCAACAGAAGAAUGAGGCAGUGACGCUGCUGCCGCUCAGUCCCUUAAAUGAGGGCGACAGCGUGCCCCCUCGCCCGCCCCUCCCUCAGUACUACGACUCUACAGAGCGCCCCCCUCACGUGCCCCCGCACCACCCACACCCUGGCGGCCGACUGACCCCUCACACGCACCGCCCCGAGGACCGUAAGGCCGGCUCCAGGAACGGAGCACACAGCCAAGCUCCAGACUACCGGCUGUACAAGAGCGAGCCGGAGCUGACCACGGUGAAGGAGGAGGUGGACGAGGCCAACGGGGAGGACAAGGACAAGACGGAGACGUCUGCAGAGGGUAAAGACCCCGCAGCUCCCAAAGCUCCCCCCUACCCGGUGGGCAUCAUUCCUCCAAGGACCAAAUCUCCCAUGAGCCCUCCCGAGUCCUCCACCAUCGCCUCCUACGUCACCCUGAGGAAGACCAAGAAGCCCGAAUCCAGAUCGGAUCGGCCCAGGAGCGCCCUGGAUCAGAUGGGGUUCGGGGAGCGGGAGGUGGGCAGGACGAGGAUGAGCGUGGAGGAGCAGCUGGAGAGGAUGAGGAGGAACGCGGAGGCCUCGACGCUCCGGGAGAAGAGGAGAGAAACCCCGUCUCGAUCGCCCUCCUUCAACAAAGACAACCCGUUCCUCACCCUGCAGAGUCGGGCGCAGGUGGAGGGGGCUUGUGCGGACCCUGUGGAGCUGGAGGCGGCUCUGCAGCAGCUGAAGGUGUCUCACCUGGAGCGGAGCGGGGAAGCUGCGGAGGAGGCGGAGGAGACCAACACAGAACAAACAUCACAGGAGGUGCAGAGAGCGGAGGAGGUGAAAAAUGAGGAGUGUGAGGAGGUGCAGCCGGACGAGGACGUGACCCUGCAGAGUGAGAUGGAGCCGCAGGCGGAGACCAACAGCAUCGAUGACGAGCGCUGUGAGAGCCAGAGGGUGGUGAUCCUGGACCUGCACACGGAGCCCCGGCGUGUGGAGAUCGUGAACUUUCAGCCCUUCGAGGAUGACGAGAGCAGAGACCAAGACCUGACCAGCUCGCCGACAAACACGACCACCGAAAGCAGCUUCCAGACUCCGGAGCCCGAGACGCCGAGCCCGGAGCCUCGAGAGGAGGAGACGAACGUGACGCAGCAAAACAUCAGAGAGAAGAUGGAGAAAAGUCUGGACUCCAACAACCAGCUGACAGCGGAGGACAAGAAACACAACAACAACAACAACAACAUGUUGGCUGCACAGACGUUCACCUUGGUGAGCAGCGACACGUGAGCGAUGCCGGCCGACCUCGACGUCCCUUAAAAGCCCAAAUGUAGCCAGCCUGCACCGAGCAUGCUCCAUGGCUUCCUGCGUUUACAACAGAACUACUUUGAUACUACUGUUACCAUGCCCACAAGGAGACUGAGACCAAGAGGAUGGCCGCCCCGAGAAUCAGACUGAGCACUGAGACGGGCCGCCGUCACACCCUGACAGAGAGAGGCUGACGUACUGUACCUUUAGCUCCUGUUAGAUCUAUCCAUUCUGUAUGUCCCUGAGCUAAACAACGAGCCUAUGGAGGCCUAUCUGUCCCACAACAUUUCUGUGUAGAAGAAGCAUUGUGAAAUGGUUUAGCUUUAAAAUAAAUAGCCCAAAUACAAUGUACAUGUGCACUCCGUUAGCAAGAACGUUUUCAGAAAGAGGUCCAACAUUCAGGAAAACAGUUUAAAUUAGGGGAUGGGUCUUCAUUCCUGUUUCAGACACCUUUGUGUCUGUUUAGAUAAUCUAAUUUAAGGAAAGGUUGUUUUUAGAGUUUUUAAUUAAAUCUGCUAAUCGAGUUUUUAAAACAGAUGAAGGAUCGGAGCUGGAGAUUAGCGCUGGCUUAGUUAGCUAUUUUACAGCUGAGCUCUGGAUUUGGAUGCUAGUUUUGGUUAGCAUGAAACAAAAUGCUAGAAACAAAAACUUCUUACUGGGAAAAUAACGGCUGACUCCUCAGUGUCCUUUAGUGCAUCCUUACCGAACACUGAGCGAGAUACUUAUCGGAGCUCUGUGACAGGUAGCCCCGCCCUAACUCCUCCCCGUUUGAGGUCUCUUUGACUCUUAAGCGGGACAAUAAUUUACUAAACUAACAUCACGCUGUGUUGAAGAAGACUUGAAACUAGAGUUUGACCCCCCCCGUGCCCACAUUCUCCUGAUUGGCCAUCUCUUUGGCGCUGCAGGGCUGCUCUCCAGUGCUGGAGAAACUCUUCGUUUCAUAUCGGGGAACUAUGGCGUGAUUUGCAGAACAAGCCGUUUAGCGCCCUCUGCAGACUCAUCCUGGGAUUACUCCAAAAUACGUUUACCUCAUGAUCUGAAACUUUGCCCACAUUUAGUUAAAUUCAGCAUUGUGACACUACAUGAGAGUGAAAAUGAAGAUCAGCCGAUUAGGUCGACUCUAAAUGAAAUGUUUAGAUGCAUGUCCACGUUUAGUGAUCACACGAUCAGAGCUUCAAACGUGUCGUACUUUCUCAAACCAUUUCACAAUCUGUACGUUGGACUUGUUCCGUGGGCGAUAGAGCUCCAUAGAAAUGUGUUUUUCUGACACAUACACACACACACACCUGAAUAUACCGAACUUUUGCUAAGUAUUAAAAUCAUCUUAACGUUAUAAUUGUUAGAGUAUUCUACUGAUCUCGAGGAGGGAUAUGAGCUGUUACCAGGUCGCUGGAGGAGGUGUACAGCUGUAUAUAGGAGCUGAUGAUGAUGAUGAUGAUGAUGAUGGGCUAAGCACCAAAUCUCGACACACAUGCAGUGCUUUACUUUAACCCCAAAGUGACCGCCGACGCUCUUGGUUUGUUUAACCUGCUCUGAGUUUGAGUCUGUGUGUUGGUUUGAGAGCGGAGGCGCCCUUAUCGCUCUGUUUCCACAUCCUUUGCAACAUUACACUUCUUUGGAUUUACAUAUAUAAAUAUAUAAAAAGUAUAUAUAUGAACAUAAAGCAUAUUUUUACUUCAACAAGGUGCCACUUCAUGCUGCUGUUUUUCUCUUUUUUUUGUUGGACGGACAGAACUCAGUAUUUUGCGGAGGUUGUGAGUAUUUAUGUUGAGCACACACCACCACGGUAUGUGAACGUUUUGUGUCUCUUUCUGUUUAUUUCUCUCUCUCUCUUUGGUUUACACGACGGAGGAGGUCGACAGUGAAGACGCCGAGGACGGGACACAGAUGAAGACAUUUUUUAGCGUUAGACUCUUAUGUCUUAUGUGGUGAAGAGUCUGAGAAUAGCACACGUACGAAGCAAUAAGUCGGACUUUGGAGCUCCAGGACAUUAAAAAAAAAAAAAAAAAGAGAAAUUUAAAAGAGAUGUAUAAACUGUAAAAAAAAAAAAAGAGGAAGAGGAAGAAAAGAAGUUAAAUCGAGAUAACAUAAUUUAUGUACACACUGAAAGAAGAGCAGAUAUUAUAACUAUAAGAGGUUAUUAUUAAUAUUAUUAGGGUCGAUAUGCAAAAAGUUCAUACCCCAUCUGUUUUAUAUCAUGUGAAAUAAAUGUUGAUGUUCUUAAA